Molecule: messenger RNA, 1434 nt
Organism: Hylaeus volcanicus
Lineage: Eukaryota; Metazoa; Arthropoda; Insecta; Hymenoptera; Colletidae
Product: sphingolipid delta(4)-desaturase DES1-like
Exons: 5
Coding region: 1-1191 (396 amino acids)
Biological process (GO): ceramide biosynthetic process
Molecular function (GO): sphingolipid delta-4 desaturase activity
Source: RefSeq, a predicted model, not a curated record
AUGGAAAGAAAAGUAUAUGCGUCGACUGAAACUAAAGUGACGGAAGAAAGAGAAUCACAAACACUUUGCUUACUUCCCAAUUCCAAGUUAACGGACUUUAUACGGAUCAAUUCGCCUCAUCCACAUUGUUUUCGACGCCGAGCUAUAUUAAAAAAAUACCCUGAAAUAGAAGAGCUUUACGGGACAGAUCCUAUCCAAGCCAUCCUAAUGUUUUCAACCGUCUUUUUACAAUUUUUUAUCAGUUAUUAUGUUUCAUCUUAUACAUUAUCCUAUUGGAAUUUCUUUUUAAUAAUCUAUUUUAUUUCCGGAACAUUAAAUCAUUCAUUGUUUGCUGCUGUUCAUGAGACGUCUCAUGGAACUGUUGUACCAGAGGGAUUAUUAAGUUAUCUAUUGAGUAUUCUAGUUUCCUUACCAAUGGCUGUACCCGUCGCUAUGUAUGGUGAUUCUCAAAACCCCAUCGAAACUAAAAAAAAAAAACUCUUGUAUCUUCUUUGUAGACCUUUCGCACGGUAUCAUCAAGAUCACCAUGUUUAUUUAGGAGUUGAAGGGCUUGAUCCUGACCUUCCAACCCGUUUGGAAGCUCGAUUGUUCCAAUCUCUUUUAGGAAAAUUCAUUUGGAUUGGUUUACUUCCGUUUACAUAUAGUUUACGACCAUUUCUUGUAAAUCCUAAAAAAAUGUCACGCCUUGACUUUGUUAAUAUUAUCUCCGUUAUUAUUGUUGAUUUUCUUAUUGCCUACUAUUGGAGUAUCAAUUCCUUAUUAUAUCUUAUUUUAGGAACUUUUUUUGCAAUGAAUUAUCAUCCUUUUGCUGGACACUUUAUUUCGGAACAUUAUGUUUUCCCAAAAGGAGACUCGUUUCAAGAAACAAAUAGUUAUUACGGUACUAUGAAUUACUUUACAUACAAUCUUGGAUACCACGUUGAGCAUCAUGAUUUUCCUCGUAUACCUGGCCGCUUUUUACCAAAAGUAUCGGCUAUAGCCAAAGAGUUUUACUCUAUGCCUGAGCACCCCAAUUGGUCUGUAACAAUGUGGAAAUUCAUAACGACAAGUGCCAUGACACCUUUCAACCGUAUUUUUAGACCUAACCAUCUUAAGAAAACCUGUCAAAACCCUUCUUUAUCGAGGUCAUUUGAAAAAAAAAUUAUACCAUUUGGAGGAGUUGGUUAUUUUUGGCCUUCCGUUUCAAAAUAACUAGAUCUAAGUUUCUCUUCCCACACUUUUUUUGUUAUUUCCUAAAGCAUUUCUUUAUAGUUAAAAGUUGUUUAUUAAGAAAAACAAUUGUAUUUCUGUUAGAGAAAAAAAAAAAAUUGCGCCUUUUUUAUCCAAUUUCUCUUUAUUAAAACAUUAAACACGAGUUUUAGUUUCAUGUGAGAAGUAAAAAGUGCACAAGAAAAUUGAUGCUAAUAGCUAAAUUCUUCUUAAAAACAAAUGAUA